CCUCCCCUUUAUUUGCCGCUCAUCAUUGCUGCAUCCCAGCAGCUUCCCCUCUCUCUCUCUCUCUCUCUCGCGCGCGCGCGCUGUGUGGAAGUCAUGGAUCAGUUUUUCAAGUACCUUUGCCUCUUUUUAAUUCCAGUCCUCCUCCUCCUAAAACUAAUCAGAAGAAGAUCGUCGCAGAAGCUGCCGCCGGGAUCUCUCGGACUACCACUCAUAGGCCAAAGCUUCGGCCUUCUCGGGGCGAUGAGAUCCAACGCGGCCGAGAAAUGGCUGGAAGAGAGGGUGCGAAAGUACGGGCCGAUCUCGAAGCUGAGCCUGUUCGGGAAGCCGACGGUGUUCAUCCACGGACCGGCGGCGAACAAGUUCGUCUUCAACAGCGACGGCGACAGCAUCGGCAACCAGCAAGUGACGUCGAUCAGAAAGAUCCUCGGAGAGAGGAACAUUCUGGAACUCAGCGGCGAAGAUCACAAGAGAGUGAGAGGCGCUCUCGUUUCCUUCUUGAAGCCGGAAUCGCUGAAGGAGUACGUCGGCAAGAUGGAGGCCGAGGUCCGGCGCCACCUUCGGCUGCACUGGGAAGGCCGCCAAACGGUUACGGUGUUGCCCUUGGCAAAGACACUCACAUUCAACAUCAUAUGCUCCCUUCUAUUCGGUGUGGAAUUUGGAAGCCGAAGGGAUGAACUCGUGGACUGCUUCCAACAGAUGAUGGAAGGAAUGUGGUCCGUCCCCCUCAACCUCCCCUUCUCUCGCUUCAGCCGCAGCCUGCGCGCCAGCGCUCGGGCCCGAGCCAUCGCCAAAGACCUCAUCAGGGAGAAGAGGCUCCAGCUUGAGCAGCAGACCGCUUCUCCCCGUCAAGACCUCAUCACAUGCCUGCUCAGCAUCCGCGACGAUGACAACCGCCAAGUUGUCUCUGACGACGAGAUUGUUGACAACAUCCUGCUAGUCAUGGUCGCCGGCCACGACACUUCCUCCAUCCUCAUAACCUUCAUGCUUCGUCUCUUCUGCAUCAACCCGGCGAUUCAUGCAGCUGUUGUUCAAGAGCAAGAGGAUAUUGUGAAAAGCAAGAAGUCUUCAGGAGAGUCAGUACUUAGAUGGGAAGACCUUGCCAAGAUGAAGUACACAUGGAAGGUGGCAUUGGAGACCCUGAGGAUGUUUCCUCCCAUAUUUGGAGGGUUCAGGAACACUCUGAAAGAUAUCGAGUUUGGCGGCUACCUCAUUCCUAAAGGAUGGCAAAUAUUCUGGGCUUCAAGCAUGACUCACAUGGAUGCCAACAUAUUCAAAGAACCAUCUAAGUUUGAUCCAACAAGGUUUGAAAACCAAUCGAGUAUUCCACCUUACUGUUUUGUUGCGUUUGGAGGAGGGCCUCGGAUUUGCCCAGGAUACGAGUUUGCGAGGCUCGAAACCUUGGUCGCGAUCCAUCACAUUGUCACCCGAUUCACGUGGAAGUUAUGCUGCAGCGACGACAGUUUCAUUAGGGAUCCAUUGCCAGUACCUGCUCAAGGGCUUCCCAUCCAGAUCCUGCCAAAGACAUUGCCCUAACAGGCUAACAUUAUUCAGCAACAAAUUAUGCAAAAGCCAAUAAGAUAUACUCAAACCAGUUAAAAGUAGAAGAUACUGACCACUGUGUUCCAUGUUGUGUUAUGAGAUGAAAUGUCAUCCUUUGGCGUGAACUAGUAAUGCCACAAAACUCAUCAGAGGCUAAUCUUUUUCAUAAAACAGGCAAUUAAAAUGAAUCAGGAUUCAAAACUUAAGAAACCUGUUCAAACUCAA
Messenger RNA from Diospyros lotus (date-plum), 1764 nucleotides. RefSeq names its product cytochrome P450 716B1-like. The transcript is spliced from 4 exons. Gene Ontology annotation, biological process: sterol metabolic process. The record is from RefSeq and is a predicted model, not a curated record. Lineage: Eukaryota; Viridiplantae; Streptophyta; Magnoliopsida; Ericales; Ebenaceae. Gene Ontology annotation, molecular function: heme binding; monooxygenase activity; oxidoreductase activity, acting on paired donors, with incorporation or reduction of molecular oxygen. The coding region runs from base 94 to 1533 and encodes 479 amino acids.